AUGCGUCGAGCGUUGCGAACGCUCGAAGAGUCCGUCCGAAACGUCGAAUAUCUCGCACCUGCGUAUAUUUUGCGAGAAGAAAAUGCAACUUUUGAAGGGGACAGAGUCUUCCUCGAUUUGGUUAAAAAGACGACGGCGUUCCUUUCCCGGAAACGGAAAAGGAGCGCGAGGAGUACUCUUUUCGUGCGAUUUACGACGCAGAAAACACUCGUAGAGGAACAGUUGAAAGAAGUAAAAGAGGGCGUUGUGGUCGUCGAUGCGAACGAGUUUGUUUUUGAGAGAAGAAGCGGCUUUGAUUUCGGCUUUGAGAAGGAGGAGGAAAACGAGAACGCUUUGGAGAGACUGUUGGGGAAAUUAGGGGAGAUUCUGAACGCAGACGCACGUGAGACGAAGAGAGACGAAGAAGAAGCAAAAUCGCUUUCGCCAAGAAGAACGACGACGGGAGAGUUGGGAACGGACAAAACGGAUGCGAUUAGGAAUGAUAAGAGUAACAACACCAUCCCCCGAUCCGGGAUAUUUGGAUACGCGUCGAAGGAUUCGGAACAUCAAACGGUGGUGUUUCUCGACGACAUUUCGUGCGUGAGUUUUAUAUACGGCGAACAAAGCGUCGUUCGGUUCGUUCGAGCGGUGCAACGGAUGUCGCGAGCGAGAGGGGUGGUGGUGAGAGAACGAGUUUUUUCUUCUUCUUCGACGACGACGGCGACGAAUGGCGGCGGUAACGAGAGAAGCAGCAGUAGGAGGAGUAGACGACGGAGGAGUGGACGCAGCGCGGCGAGCGAUGUGCUCGCGAACGAUGCGAGCUGUUCGUGCGCGAUGACGCUUUCCAGGCAGAGUAACGGUAGGAUUAGAAGUAAAGGUGGAAGCGGUAGAAAAACGCUCUUCACGGCGGAAGCGAAACGAGGCGCGACGAGGAAGACCAGAGAGACAGACGUCGUGCAGUUCGUAAAGGUUCCCAGUAGCAGUAGUAGUGGUACUACUACUAACCAAUACAUAGCUUUAGAGUAUACCUCCAUAGACGACGCGUUACGGAACGAAAAGGAUAUCCAGAAAGCGCGAGAGCGUUCCCGAACGGAAAAAUUGGCGGACAAACUCAACAAGUUUUCCACGUUCAAUUUAGGCAUCAACGCGACGAACGGGGGAAACCAACGCGAACGAGACGCUAAACGCAACGUCAAACUCGCGUACCAACACGAAGGAGGAACGACAGCAACAAAUGACAUCAUCGCGACCACGACCGCGACGGCAUCGAGGACCCACGCCGAAACCGCAACCUUCCGCCAAACGCUCCCUCGCGACGCCGGCGGUCUCCUCGGCCGCGCCGGCCAAGGCCACGGCGAGAAGAUCAAAAACUUGCUCGAAUACGAGCGAGACGAAACCGAUGAACACGAUUACGGAUCUGGUGUCGAUACGGAUGAAGAGAUUGAUGAUUUAGAUGACUUUUAA
Messenger RNA from Bathycoccus prasinos, 1443 nucleotides. RefSeq lists its product with no specific name. The record is from RefSeq and is a predicted model, not a curated record. Lineage: Eukaryota; Viridiplantae; Chlorophyta; Mamiellophyceae; Mamiellales; Bathycoccaceae. Bases 1 to 1443 code for a protein of 480 amino acids. The transcript has a single exon.